Molecule: messenger RNA, 1161 nt
Organism: Fonsecaea erecta
Lineage: Eukaryota; Fungi; Ascomycota; Eurotiomycetes; Chaetothyriales; Herpotrichiellaceae
Exons: 1
Coding region: 1-1161 (386 amino acids)
Biological process (GO): mitochondrial proton-transporting ATP synthase complex assembly
Cellular component (GO): mitochondrial inner membrane
Source: RefSeq, a predicted model, not a curated record
AUGAGUCGCAAAGACGUCCUCAGUCUUUUCAUCUCUCUCACAUUGCGCCCCCAUAGCCGUUGCGCUUUCCGACUUAAAAAUGUGUCUCGCAGAGCCUCAACCUCGAAUUCACCUACGACGGAGAAAGCCCGAAUCGAAAUCAAGAAACCCACCAUUCCCCUCCACGUCGGCCUGGACCGAAACCCCGAAAAUCUGUCUGCUAUCUCGAGGAUUCCAAUUCCACGAGGAGUGACCGGCGAGAAAUUCACCCCCUCGGCCCUAGCCCGCCCACUCGGUCUCGAACACCCCCCACGACCAGGCCAAAACAGUCCCAUUGACAAUCGCACUCUCCGCGAAAGACACGAAGACUUCACAAGCUACGAGAAGGCUCUCGAGCGGCGGCGGGUAUACUUGCGGACAUUCUUCCGACCUUAUUUUCAAGAAUGGCGACGAGUUGAUCAUUUCAAGGGAAAGAGUUUUGUCUCAAAUCCUCGUUUAUUCAAGCGCGAAAAGGCUCUUUAUUUCCCCAAUAUUUGGGGCCGAACACUGGCCGCCGAAGGUGACGGACCUCAAGGAGGACGAGACACUACUCCGAUCCUUAUGGGCAAGGUCUCCGUUAUAGCUAUGCAGUCGGGCCACUGGGCAGAAGAACAAGUUGACACCUUCAUCAGUCUCAAAAGUAAUCCGGAACUGAACAAAAUGAUGGAAGAAAGCAACGGCCGACUGCAGCGGGUGGAUAUCAACCUCCAGGGCGACUGGGUUCGUGCUCUGCUCGUAAAGAUGUUUAGCAAACGUUUGAGGCAGACCAUCCCAGAAGAACGUUGGAACAAGUAUUUCAUGAUCAAAUUGCCUCGCGAUAUUCGACGCGGACUCAAUGAUGAGGUGCGCGACGCGAUCGGUCUACUCAACUCUCAAGUUGGAUAUGUAUAUCUGGUGGACUCGAGCUGCAAAAUCCGAUGGGCAGGGAGUGGUCAUGCCUGGGAGGGUGAAGUGGAAGGUCUGAAUGCUGCAGUUCGGAGACUGCUUCAAGAAGAACAAAAUUUGGGACAGACAGCCUCCCAAACAACAUCAAAUCGCCCCAAGUCGGUUAUCCCAAAACCAAGAGUCCCAACGCCCGAGAUCGAUAGGUCGACAGCUACUAUGAACAAGGGUAAUGCGAAACCUUCAGCCAUCACAACCUGA